AUGACUGUCUCAACCGCAACCAAGGCGAUGGCCUAUCCACGACCCGACUUUCAACGGAAGGAGUUGAACUGGGCCUCCUUGAAUGGCACAUGGGACUUCAUUUUUGAUGAUUCUGAUAGCGGCCUGUCAGAGCUCUGGCCGCUGAAUGGAAUUCCAGCGGAGGCGGCAAAACAUGCGAAACGUGAAAUCCAAGUUCCUUAUGCUUUCCAGACUCCUGCAUCAGGAAUCAAUCUCCACGAAGCGCAUGAGGUACUUUGGUAUGAGCGCAUGAUCCAGGAUAUUCGAACACCGGAGGAACAGGACAGAGGCAACCGUCUGAUUCUCCGCUUCGGGGCAGUUGAUUACGAGUGUUCCGUAUGGAUAGACGGGCAGCUUGUCGGUGGCCACCAGGGUGGACAUGUACCUUUCGACCUGGACAUCUCAGAUGCAGUUGCCAGCAAGCGCGAAUCCCGUCUCACUAUGCGUGUCCGCGACUCACCGACCGACCUCACCCAGCCACGCGGAAAGCAAUACUGGGGCCCUGUCCCGGAGUCGAUCUACUAUACCCCUACGAGUGGAAUUUGGCUUUCUGUCUGGAUGGAGAGUGUGCCCAUGACCCGAUUGGGUUGCGGUAGCUACGGCACAAUUCUUCGCUCGGAUGAUAUCGAGAAUGGCCAGCUCCAUGCGCGGCUUGCAGUUAUUGGCAAAAGACGGCGCAAGACUACAUACCGUGUUGAAAUAGAAGCCCGCCUUGCUGGUAUCCUCGUGGGUCAAGUCACGAGCGACGUCGCCACUGAUAAGGAUGUCGUGAACUUGGACCUUGACAUGAAAGUUUCUGCCUCGCGGAAGCCGAGAUUACCAUUCAGUUCCGACAAGUGCUGGCGCGAUGGUGUCGCCCUGUGGGAACCGAACCAUCCAAUCCUGUAUGACCUGACCCUGCGUCUGUAUACCUCAGGACAACUGGUUGAUGAAAUCUGCACCUCAACGGGCAUGCGGAGCAUCUCCUGGAAAGCCGGGAAUGGUACGUUCCAAAUUAACGGCAAGCCUAUUUUUCAGGCUUUAGUCCUCGACCAAGGUUACUGGCCCGAGACUGGCAUGACCCCUCCAAGCCCGGACGCACUGAAAGCCGACAUAGAGAUGUCGAUGGAAAUGGGCUUCAAUGGCUGCAGAAAACAUCAGAAGGUAGAGGACCCCGUCUUCCUAUACUGGGCUGACAGAUUGGGCUACCUGGUGUGGGGGGAAAUGGCGAACGCUUACGAAUUUACAAACGACGCCGGGCGGUUCAACAGUGAGUGGAUAGCGGCUGUGAAAAGAGACAUCAACCACCCAUGCAUUGUCACAUGGACCCCUGGCAACGAAAGCUGGGGCUAUACCUCGCUGAAAGAUGACGCUGAGCAGCGUAAUCACAUUCGCUCCAUAUACUACAUGACCAAGACCCUUGACCCCAGCCGUCCAAUCAAUGAUAAUUGCGGUUGGGAACAUGUCCUGACCGAUCUGACUACAUACCACGACUACGCCGACUCAUCAGAACUAUCCAAGUCAUGCGCCAAGAUGGAUGGGGGGAUUCUGGGCCAGAAGGCGAAUCGAGACAUGUUUACCGCCCCCAUUUACGAGGGUUCUACUCUUGUCGAUGCCGGUGCACAGCAUACGCCUGGUGCUCCAGUCAUCUGUACCGAGUUUGGGGGGGUCAAUAUCGCUCCUGCGGACGGUACAACGGCGGGUGAACGGGACUGGGGCUAUACCACCGCCACUGAUGCCAAGGAUCUCCUCAUUCGGCUUGAGAAGUUGAUUAUGGCUGUCGUGCGCGGCGGCCAUUCGUGUGGUUUUGUGUACACCCAGCUGUAUGACGUGGAGCAAGAGGUGAAUGGAUUAUACUCGUAUGACCGCAAGGCCAAGAUUCCGGCCGCAAAGCUCAAAACGAUCAUUGACAAUGCGCAAACCUACUAUUAUGCGCACGUCAUGCCCAGAGACGCCGCAUUGGAAAAUGGCCAUCAAAAGAGCAUAUAA
Molecule: messenger RNA, 1986 nt
Organism: Penicillium daleae
Lineage: Eukaryota; Fungi; Ascomycota; Eurotiomycetes; Eurotiales; Aspergillaceae
Product: glycoside hydrolase family 2 protein
Exons: 3
Coding region: 1-1986 (661 amino acids)
Biological process (GO): carbohydrate metabolic process
Molecular function (GO): hydrolase activity, hydrolyzing O-glycosyl compounds
Source: RefSeq, a predicted model, not a curated record